Molecule: messenger RNA, 2558 nt
Organism: Peromyscus leucopus (white-footed mouse)
Lineage: Eukaryota; Metazoa; Chordata; Mammalia; Rodentia; Cricetidae
Gene: Mlh1
Product: mutL homolog 1
Exons: 17
Coding region: 64-1968 (634 amino acids)
Biological process (GO): mismatch repair
Cellular component (GO): MutLalpha complex
Molecular function (GO): ATP binding; ATP-dependent DNA damage sensor activity; ATP hydrolysis activity
Source: RefSeq, a predicted model, not a curated record
CUGGAGGGAGGACGUGGGCGGGAGGAGCGAAGUGAUUGGCUGACGGCGAGCUCUGGCGCCAAUAUGGCGUUCGUAGCGGGAGUUAUCCGGCGCCUGGACGAGACGGUGGUGAACCGCAUAGCGGCGGGGGAAGUUAUCCAGCGGCCGGCCAAUGCUAUCAAAGAGAUGAUUGAAAACUGUUUAGAUGCAAAAUCUACAAAUAUUCAAGUGAUUGUUAAAGAAGGAGGCCUGAAGCUAAUUCAGAUCCAGGACAAUGGCACUGGAAUCAGGAAGGAAGAUCUGGAUAUUGUGUGUGAGAGGUUCACUACAAGUAAACUGCAGACCUUUGAGGAUUUAACCAGUAUUUCUACCUAUGGCUUCCGGGGUGAGGCUUUGGCGAGCAUAAGCCAUGUGGCUCAUGUUACUAUUACAACCAAAACAGCCGAUGGAAAAUGUGCAUACAGAGCAAGUUACUCAGAUGGAAAGCUGCAAGCCCCUCCUAAACCAUGUGCAGGCAACCAGGGUACCCAGAUAACGGUGGAAGACCUUUUUUACAACAUAAUGACAAGGAGGAAAGCUUUGAAAAAUCCAAGUGAAGAGUAUGGGAAAAUUUUGGAAGUUGUUGGCAGGUAUUCAAUACACAAUUCAGGCAUUAGUUUCUCAGUUAAAAAACAAGGUGAGACAGUGGCCGAUAUCAGAACACUACCCAAUGCCACAACCGUGGACAACAUUCGUUCCAUCUUCGGAAACGCUGUUAGUCGAGAGCUGAUAGAAGUUGGGUGUGAGGAUAAAACCCUGGCUUUCAAAAUGAAUGGCUAUAUAUCCAAUGCGAACUACUCUGUGAAGAAGUGCAUUUUCCUACUCUUCAUCAACCACCGGCUGGUAGAAUCAGCUGCCUUGAGAAAAGCCAUAGAAACUGUAUACGCUGCAUAUUUGCCCAAAAACACACACCCAUUCCUGUACCUCAGUUUGGAAAUCAGUCCCCAGAAUGUAGAUGUCAAUGUGCAUCCCACCAAGCAUGAAGUUCACUUUCUGCAUGAAGAGAGCAUCCUUGAGCGCGUGCAACAGCAUGUCGAAGGCAAGCUCUUGGGCUCCAACUCGUCCAGGAUGUAUUUCACCCAGACCUUGCUUCCAGGACUCGCUGGACCCUCUGGGGAGGUGGUUAAAUCCACGACAGGUGUGACUUCCUCAUCUACUAGUGGAAGUGGUGAUAAGGUCUAUGCUCACCAGAUGGUCCGUACAGACUCCCGGGACCAGAAGCUUGACGCCUUUCUACAGCCUCUGGGCAAGGUUCUGCCCAGCCAGCCCCAGGACCCUGUCCAAGGGGGUAGAACAGAGGGCCCUCCUGAAGAAGCCGUGCAGAAGGAUGAGGAGAUGGCUGAGCUCCCAGCCCCGACAGAAGCAGCUGCCGUCAGUCAGAACUUGGAGAGGGACGCAGUAAGAGGGGUUUCUGAAGUGGCACAAAAAGCAGCACCCUCUUCCAGUCCAGGCAACCCCAGAAAGAGACAUCGGGAAGAUUCUGAUGUGGAGAUGAUGGAAAAUGACUCCCGGAAGGAAAUGACAGCUGCCUGUUACCCCCGGAGGAGGAUCAUUAACCUUACCAGUGUCUUGAGUCUCCAGGAAGAAAUUAAUGAGCGAGGCCAUGAGACUCUCCGGGAGAUGCUCCAUAACCAUUCCUUUGUGGGCUGUGUGAAUCCUCAGUGGGCCUUGGCACAGCACCAGACCAAGCUAUACCUCCUCAACACUACCAAGCUUAGUGAAGAGCUGUUCUACCAGAUACUCAUUUAUGAUUUUGCCAAUUUUGGUGUUCUAAGGUUAUCGGAACCAGCACCACUCUUUGACCUCGCCAUGCUGGCCUUAGACAGUCCUGAAAGUGGCUGGACAGAGGAAGACGGCCCAAAGGAAGGGCUUGCAGAAUACAUUGUUGAGUUUCUGAAGAAGAAAGCUGAGAUGCUUGCAGACUAUUUCUCUUUGGAAAUUGAUGAGUGACCCCUGUCCAUACACCUAUCAUCAGCAAUACUUUGGCCCUGCUGCUUCUGGUCUGGCAGCAUAAGUCUGCUUGGAGCUAGGAAACCUGCCUCAUAGCUUGAUGCACAUGGUAUGUAAAAACCCUUUUUUUUCUGAGUUAACUGUUUGAGGGGGGAAAACUGGGGGUGCCACUAAGGCUGUGUAAGAAAGGAGGGUCUGACCUUUAUUAAUUUGCACAAGAAUCAAGGCCAUGUACUUAAUGUCUGCCUGGCCUAGGCAGUGUCUCCGUAUGGAUAUUUACCUAGCAGGUGGUCUGGAGAGCUUAUUCUGCCAUUUGUCCUUGGAUGCUUUUGUCCAGAGCUGGCCCUGCCUUUGGGUGCUUGCUAAAGGAGAUAAAUGCAGAAGGCAGACAUCUGAAUUCUAAUGCUAAAAAGAAGAAGCAGAAGCCAGGCAGUGGUGUUAUGUGUGAGCAACAAAUAAUCUACAGUAGCCCUAUUUUGUAAAACUGUGGUCCUCAGUUCAUACAUAUCUUUGUUGAUUUUCAUUAAUAUUUUUGCUGGGGCCGGGCGUUGGUGGCGCACGCCUUUAAUCCCAGCACUCGGGAGGCAGAG